Messenger RNA from Adelges cooleyi (spruce gall adelgid), 3297 nucleotides. RefSeq names its product cilia- and flagella-associated protein 57-like. Bases 1 to 3297 code for a protein of 1098 amino acids. NCBI's taxonomy places the organism in Eukaryota, Metazoa, Arthropoda, Insecta, Hemiptera, Adelgidae. The transcript is spliced from 15 exons. The record is from RefSeq and is a predicted model, not a curated record. Gene Ontology annotation, molecular function: protein binding.
AUGACCGGAGACAGUUACUUUGUUCAGAUCAAGUUCACCUGCGACGGAUCAUACUUGGUCGGGCUGUCCGAUGGCGUCGAUCCAAUCAUGUACUAUUUUGACUGGUUCCGGUCGAAGAUCCUAAACGAAACAAAGGCGACCAAUCCGCCGGAAAUCGUCGGUCCCGUUACCGACAUGGCUUUGAAUCCGGUCGACCCGCGAAUCGUGUGUUUCGUGGGCAAAGGUCUGUUCAGACUGAUGGUCUUGGGCGAUUUGACGUGGAAACAGUUUGGAUUUCAAAAAGCCGACAAGUUCGACAUAACCACGGCGUGCUGGGUGAACGGAAACAGAAUUUUGGCGGGUACGUCCGACUGUCGGUUGGUACUAGUAGACGAAGGUGAUCUAAAAGCAGUAUUCAUUGUACAAACGUUGCUAGACCUCGACCUUACGAUAAAGUUAAAGAAUCCUGCAGACGUGUUGCCUUUGCCCGUUAAAUACGAACAGAAAACGUGUAUCAAGUGCUGCGUGUCGUUCGAAGGAGGCUUACUAUUUGUGGUGGGCGACUUUGAAGUGUACUACUUCGAGUUAAUGGAUGGAAGGUAUAGGAAACGGACCACGUUCACUUUGGAAAAUCGUGCAGCUUCGGCGGAUGACGAAUCGAUGGAAGAUCAAUUAAACGUUAUCGAUAUGAUAUGCUUGAACGUAGAAAACGACACCUUGGCGUGCGUCACCGGACAGCCACAGCUUUACUGGGCGGAGCUCCAAGGCAACAGGGACAUAUCAGUGAAAUUCAAGCCUCUGGGAGCGACAUUACAUCACGGGCCUAUAUGCGGUCUGUCGCCGUGCAAGUGGAAGUCGUUCUUUUUGACGUGUGGUAUGGACCGUACCGUUAAGGUAUGGAACUAUUUGGAAACGAGAAUGGUGUUCAGCGAACAAUUCGACGAGGACGUGCUAAGCAUUUCGUGUCAUCCGACCGGUCUGUACUGUGUGACGGCUUUACGGAGCAAGGUUGUAUUUCAGUUGAUUCAUCCGGAUUGCCUGGUGACUUGGCGAGAGUUUCCUAUUGCGAAUUGCUCUAUAGUACGGUUUAGCGUGUCCGGCCACUUGUUCGCCAUUGUCAAUCAACUGGUGGUGGAAGUCUAUUGUUCGGUGACGUUUCAGCAACAAUUCACAUGUACCGGACAUACGGAUAAGAUAAACGGCAUGGAAUGGGCGUCGCACGACUGGAAGCUAUACACUUGUGGUCGGGACGGAGCGAUUUACCAUUUCAAUUUGUUCACGAAUGAAAUGGUCCUCAACAUCCUGCAGACUCAAGAAUUCAAAGAAUUGACCGUGUCUAAAGACAGUAAACAGAUAUUUCCGACCUCCGACGACGGUAGGAUCAGGGAGAUCUAUAACAAUACGGUGAUACGAAACAAAGCACUACCUGACCAUCUGCCUUCGGGGGCAAUCGCGUUGUCCCGUUCAGAUGCCAUGAUUUUCUACGCUACACCAAGCGGAGUAAUAUUGUCGUUGAUGUUGCCCAUCACGAAUGUAGUUAAGGUUAAAGAGUUUAGCGCGCAUAACAGAGCAGUGACAAAGUUGCGUUUGUCCAUCGACGACACAAUGUUGUUCUCAGUAUCUGAUGACGGUAGCGUUUGCAUAUGGGACGUGUCGGACGCCCGAGGAAUGAUGGCGCACAUGAGUGAUGAUUUUACGUACUCUGAAGAAUUGCUGUUGUCGUCGUUGAACAUAAAAGAAAACAUUGACUACAUAGAACAUCUCAAAAAUAGAGUGAAUGUGCUGAAGAGACAGAGAACCUAUGUCAUUUCUGAACUUGAAAAACACAAAGAGAAGCAGAUAGUGUCUAUAAAAGAAACUCACGCAAAGCGUUUAAAACAAUUAGAAACCGAGAAAGAAAAUAACACUAAUCGGUUCGAUUCUCAAAUAAAUACUGUGGAAGCAGAAAUUAAUAAGGUGAGAGAAGCAAAUAAUCUCGUACUGGAAAUGCUGGACAGUAAAUAUGGCGAAGCGCUUUUAGUGGAGUACGAAAAAUAUGCUGCUCUCGAAGAAAAACUAUUCAAAGUGAACGACGAGUUGACCGUAGAGCUAAACCAGUUGUUAGAAAAAGAAAUCGUAAGAAUGAAAGAGAUACAAGAGCAGUUCGCUCGCAACUUGGCAGAAAAAGAAAAAAUUGCCCAAGCUGUUAAAGAUGCACAUAAUAUAGAAAAGCAAGAAGUGUACUUGAAAAUUGACGAAAUCGAAGACGAUAACGACAGGAAUAAUUUGGAAAGAGACGUGAAGUCCAUAACUAAAAUGAAACAGUUAAAGAAGGUUAACGCGCGCCUUACUAAGGAAUUGGAUGUUUAUAGAGUGAAGGCUAAAGCAGCUAUUAAAAAAACAGAAGACUAUUCACGGUUGGUCGCCAAGUACAUUGACGAUAUUGAAAUAACGAAAGACAAACACAAAGCCGAGGAAAAACUUAUAGAGGUCCAGCAGGCUCAAUUGCAAGUCCAAAAAGAAACAAUAACUAGGAUUGACAAGGCGAUGUACGAAGGGAAAUUGAAAAUGGCCAGGUUAGAUAAUGAACUGAUGAUACUGAAGAUCAACAAAGAAGAAAGGCAAUUGACCAUCGAACCGCUGGAAAUCGAAAUGGGCGAGAGAAACAAAUCGUUUGAAGGCAUUGGUCGCGAAUUAGAAGACAGAUUGCGACUCAAGAAACGCACCGAGUUGAUCGUGAGGGAACAAAGGGAUAUGAUAAAACAUACUAGUAGGGAGUUGAAGAAAAAAAAGAUAACUAUCCAGCAGGUAACGGCGUUCCUCAGAAAUGCGAGAAUCGACAUCCAUUACGUGUACGAGCAUUCGGACAACCAAGCAAAGCUGAAAGAAACCGUUAAGAAAAUGUUCCACAAGUAUGAUACCGGCAGAGUAGGCGAAGGGGCGAAUACAAAGGAAGGUGCUUUCACGGAAAUGUUCAGGCAAAGGGAGUUUUUAGAACGUUCCUUGGCUAGUCUCAGGAACAGGAUGGCCGUGUGUGAUCGCAAAGUGAAUUCCGGUCACAGGGUCGUAGAGGAUAACAUCAAGCUGUUGGAGACGGUCAACAAGCUCAGAAGAGACCUGGUCGUGAACCGUUCCAAAUACCUCACUCUGCAGCGCGUCAUCGGCGCUGAAAAUAUCCAGUUAAUGACACCCACGCAGGCCAAAGAGAAGUUGGAAGAGGCCAACAACAAUGUAGCCGUAACCCGGGUAGACUACAAAGGACAAAUAAGGACUUUGAAAAUAAAACUAAUGCAACUACAAGCGGAAAUGACCAGAAUAAAAAUGACGAACAAUUUCUAG